Molecule: messenger RNA, 9039 nt
Organism: Callithrix jacchus (white-tufted-ear marmoset)
Lineage: Eukaryota; Metazoa; Chordata; Mammalia; Primates; Cebidae
Gene: ANAPC10
Product: anaphase promoting complex subunit 10
Biological process (GO): protein K11-linked ubiquitination; anaphase-promoting complex-dependent catabolic process
Cellular component (GO): anaphase-promoting complex
Source: RefSeq, a predicted model, not a curated record
UGACGUCAUUGUUCUGCGACCCUUGUUCCUCGCCGCUGGGGAAGCCAGGCUGUCUUAGGAAGCUGAGUGGGAGUGGCACGUAGCUGCUGGAGGUCCUCAGAACCUGAGUUUCGGCCAGCAGCCAGGUCUGGAAACUAAUAUUUAAAAAAAUGACCACACCAAACAAGACCCCUCCUGGUGCUGACCCUAAGCAGUUGGAAAGGACUGGAACAGUACGGGAAAUUGGGUCACAAGCUGUUUGGUCACUCUCAUCUUGCAAACCAGGAUUUGGAGUGGAUCAGUUACGAGAUGACAAUCUAGAAACCUAUUGGCAAUCAGAUGGUUCCCAGCCUCAUUUAGUGAACAUUCAAUUCAGAAGAAAAACAACAGUGAAGACAUUAUGUAUUUAUGCAGACUACAAAUCUGACGAAAGCUAUACUCCAAGCAAGAUCUCAGUCAGAGUAGGAAAUAAUUUUCACAACCUUCAAGAAAUUCGGAUAAAAGAAAGAAAAGAAGAAAGAAAGAAUGAAAGAGAGAAAGAAAGAGGAAGAGAAAGAGGGAGAGAGAACGGGAAUCUUGCUCAAUUGCCCAGGCUAGAAUGCAGUCUAAAAAUAGGUAUUAAAAACCUCUUUUAUGCCAAUAAUUGUGCUUAACAAUGGAGACAGGAAGGAAUAAGGGAGGAAAAUAACAAACAACCAGCCAACCAGUAUUUCAUUUAAACCUGUGAAAUGCUAUGCAAUUGCUGAGGAGUGAUUUACUUCCCAUUAUGUGGUCACUUUUAGAAUAGGCGUGAUGUGAUACUGAGAAGAAUGUAUGUCUUGUGGAUUUGGGGUGGAGAGUUCUGUAAAUGUUUAUUGAGUUUACUUGUUCCAGGUCUCAGUUCAAGUCCUGGAUAUCCUUGUUAAUUUUCUAUCUUGUUUAUCUGUCUAAUAUUGACAGUGUGGUGUUAAAGUCUCCCACUAAUACUGUGUGGGAGUCUAAGUCUCUUUGUAAGUCAUUAAGAACUUGUCUUUUUAAAAUUUUUUUCUGGAAGAAUUUGUGUGAGAUUAGAACAAUUUUUUGGGAGAAUUUGUGUGAGAUUACAACAAUUUCUUAAAUUAUUUGUAAAAUUCAUUGAUGAAGACAUAAUUAUAGAUUGAACUUAUAAAUAUAGAAAACUAUUUAGAUUUUUGCACAUCUUGUGUAACUUUUAGAAUUUAUAUUUUUCUGGGAGUUUUUUCAUUUCCUAUACAUUUUCAAAUUUAUUGGCAUAAAGUAAUCUAUAUUAUCAUUUUAUAAUCUUUAUAAUGUCUGUAAGAUAUGUAGUGUUAGAGUCAUCAUUCCUGAUACUGGUUAUUUGUGACUUCUCUUUUUCCUCUUUAUCAAUCUCAUCAAAAACUUAUACAUUCUUUUGGUCUUUUCUAAAAAGAAGCUUUUGGAUUUAUUUAUCCCUUCUGUUUCAUAUAUUUAUUUUAUGUUAUAUAUCUGCUUGUUAUUAUUAUUAGAUUCAGUUACACAGGCAUAUUGCAUGAUGCUGAGAUUGGGUAUCCUAGUGAUCCCGUCACCCAGGACAUGAACAUAAUACUCAAUAGGUGGGUUCUUCAACCCUUGUGUUUCUCUCUCCUUCCCUGCUUUUGGAAUUCACAGUGUUUAUUGUUCCUAUCUUCAUGUUCAUGUGAAUCCAAUAUUUAGCUGCCUCUUUUAAGUAAGAACAUGCAGUAUUUGGUUUUCUAUCUCUUCCUUAAUUUGCUUAGGAUAAUGGCCUCCAGGUGUAUCCAUGUUGCUGCAAAAAACAUUAUUUGGUGAUUUAUUAUGGCUGCAUGCUCUUCAUUAUUUGGGCUUAACUUGCCUUAUUUUUCUGACAUUUUGAAAUGGAUACUUAGAUUAAUGAUUUUAAGCAUUCUUCUUUUCUUAAUGACUGUAACUUUUCCUCCAAGUGCAGCUCUAUUUGAUCUUAUAUGUUUUGAUAAUUAUUCAUGAUUAUUCAGUUAUAUUUUCUAAUUUUUUAAAGUGUGUAUUUUAUUGCACUUUAGGUUCUGGGGUACAUGUGCAGAACAUGUAGGAUUGUUGCAGAGGUACAUGGCAAUGUGGUUUGCUGCCUCCAUCCCUCCUUCACCUAUAUCUGUCAUUUCUCCCCAUGUUAUCCCUCCACAACCUCCCUACCCCCUGCUCUCCCUCUCCUAUUAUCCCCCAACAGACCCCAGUGUGUGAUGCCCCCCUCCCUGUGUCCAUGUGUUGUCAUUGUUCAACACCCACCUAUGAGUGACAACAUGCAGUGUUUGUUUUUUUGUUCUUGUGUCAGUUUGCUGAGAAAGGUGGUUUCCAGAUUCAUCCAUGUCCCUACAAAGGACACAAACUCAUCAUUUUUUAUGCAUAGUAUUCCAUGGUGUAUAUGUGCCACAUUUUCCUUGUCCGGUCUAUCACUGAUGGGCAUUUAGGUUGGUUCCAGGUCUUUGCUAUUGUAAACAGUGCCACAAUGAACAUACAUGUGCAUAUGUCUUAUAAUAGAAUGAUUUAUAGUCCUUUGGAUAUAUACCCAGUAAUGGGAUUGCUGGGUCAAAUGGUAUUUCUAUUUCUAGAUCCUUGAGGAAUGGCCACACUGUCUUCCACAAUGGUUGAACUAAUUUACACUCCUACAAAUAGUGUAAAAGUAUUCCUUUUCUCCACAUCCUCUCCAGCAUCUGUUGUCUCCAGAUUUUUAAAUGAGCGCCAUUCUAACUGGUGUGAGAUGGUAUCUCAAUGUGGUUUUGAUUUGCAUUUCUCUAAUUACAAGUGAUGAGCAUUUUUUAUAUGUUUGUUGGCCUCAUAAAUGUCUUCUUUUGAAAAAUAACUUCAUAUCUCUCACCCUCUUUUGAAUGUGUUUGUUUGUUUUUUUCUCGUUUAUCUGUUUUAGUUAUUUGUAGAUUCUGGAUAUUAGCCCUUUGUCAGAUGGGUAGAUUGCAAAAUUUUUUGCCAUUCUGUUGGUUUCUGGUUCACUCUAAUGAUUGUUUCUUUUGCUGUACAGAAGCUCUGGAGUUUAGUUAGAUCCCAUUUGUCUGUUUUGGCUUUUGUUGCCAAUGCUUUUUGGUGUUUUAGUCAUGAAGUCCUUGCAUAUGCCUAUGUCCUGAAUGGUUUUGCCUAGGUUUUCUUCUAGAGUUUUCAAGGUGUUAGGGCUUACGUUUAAGUCUUUAAUCCAUCUGAAGUUAAUUUUAGUGUAAGGUGUCAGGAAGGGGUCCAGUUUCUGCUUUCGGCAAAUGGCUAGCCAGUUUUCCUAUCACCAUUUAUUAAACAUGGAAUCCUUUCCCCAUUGCUUGUUUUUAUCAGGUUUGUCAAAGAUCAGAUGGUUGUAGAUGUGUGGCAUUCCCUCUGAUGCCUCUGUUCUGUUCCAUUGAUCUAUUUCUCUGUUUUGUUAAGAGUACCAUGUGGUUUUGAUUACUGUAGCCUUGUAGUAUAGUUUGAAGUCAGGUAGGGUGAUACCUCUGGCUUUGUUCUUUUUGCUUAGAAUUGACUUGGCUAUGUGGGCAUUCUUUUGGUUCCAUAUGAUAUUUAAGGUGUUUUUUUCCAGUUCUGUGAAGAAGGUCAUAGGUAGCUUGAUGGGGAUAGCUUUGAAUUUGUAAAUUACUUUUGGCAGUAUGGCCAUUUUCACAAUAUUGCUUCUUCCUAACCUUCAGCAUGGAAUGUUUUUCCAUCCGUUUGUCUCCUCUCUGAUUUCCUUGAGCAGUGGUUUGUAGUUCUCCCUGAAGAAGUCCUUUACAUCCUUUGUUAGUUUUAUUCCUAGGUUUUUUAUUCUCUUUGUAGCAAUUGUGAAUGGCAGUUCAUUCUUGAUUUGGCUCUCUUUAAGUCUGUUAUUGGUUAUAGGAAUGCUUGUGAUUUCUGCACAUUGAUUUUGUAUCCUGAGACUUUGCUGAAGUUACUUAUCAGUUUCAGGAGAUUUGGGGCUGAGAGGAUGGGGUCUUCUAAAUUUAUAAGCAUGUCAUCUGCAAAUAGAAACAAUUUGACUUCCUCCUUUCCUAAUUGAAUACCCUUAAUUUCUUUUUCUUGCCUGAUUGUUCUGGCUAGAAGUUCCAAUACUCUAUUCAAUAGGAAUGGUGAGAGAGGGCAUCCUUGUCUAGUGCCAGAUAUCAAAGGGAAUGCUUCCAGUUUUUGCCCAUUUAGUAUGUUGACUGUGGGUUUGUUAUAAAUAGCUUAUAUUAUUUUGAGAUACGUUCUGUCAAUACUUAGUUUAUUGAGGGUUUUUAGCAUAAAGGGCUGUUGAAGUUUGUUGAAGGCCUUCUCUGCAUCUAUUGAGAUGAUAAUGUGGUCUUUGUCUUUUCAAUAAUCUAUUGAAGGUCUUCUCUGCAUCUGCUGAGAUAAUCAUUGUGGUUCUGAUUAUGUGGUGGAUGACAUUUAUAUCCUUGUAUAUGUUGAACCAGCCUUGCAUCCCCGGGAUGAAGCCUACUUGAUCAUGAUGGAUAAGCUAUUUGAUGUGCUGUUGUAAUCAGUUUGCCAGUAUUUUAUUGAAGAUUUUUGCAUCUAUGUUCAUCAUGGAUAUUGGCCUGAAGUUUUCUUUUCUUGUUGAGUCUCUGCCAGGUUUUGAUAUCAGGAUGAUGUUGGUCUCAUAAAAUGAUUUGGGAAGGAUUUCUUCUUUUUGUAUUGUUUGGAAUAGUUCAGAAGGAGUAGUACCAGCUCCUCUUUGUAUGUCUGGUAGAAUUCGGCUGUGAACACAUCUGGGCCUGGGCUUCUUUUGGUUGGUAGGCUAUUAAUUGCUGCCUCAACUUCAGCUCUUGUUAUUGGUCUAUUCAGGGUUUUGAAUUCUUCCUGGUUUAGGCUUGGGAGCAUGCAAGUGUCCAGGAAUUUAUCCAUUUCUUCCAGGUUUACUGGUUUAUGUGCAUAUAGUUGUUUGUAGUAAUCUCUGAUGGUAGUUUGUAUUUUUGUGGAAUCAUUGGUGAUAUUCCCUUAAUCAUUUUUUAUUGCAUCUAUUUGAUUAUCCUCUCUUUACUUUUUUAUUAAUCUGGCUAGUAGUCUGUCUAUUUUGUUGUUGUUGUUGUUUUUUAAAACAGCUCCUGGAUAUAUUAAUUUUUUGAAGAGUUUUUUGCGUCUCUGUCUCCUUCAGUUCUGCUCUGAUCUUAGUUAUUUCUUGUCUUUGGCUAGCUUUUGAGUUUUUUUGAUCUUGCUCCUCUAGCUCUUUCAAUUUUGAUGGUAGGUUGUCGAUUUUAGAUCUUUCCUUGCUUCUCAUGUGGGCAUUUAUUGCUAUAAAUUUUCCUCUAGAUACUGUUUUAAAUGUGUCCCAGAGAUUCCGGUAUGUUGUGUCUUCAUUCUCAUUGGUUUCAAGGAACAUCUUUAUUUCUUUCUUCAUUUCAUUUUUUAUCCAGUCAACAUUCCAGAGCCACUAGUUCAGGUUCCAUGAAGUUGUGUGGUUCUGAGUUAGUUUCUUAAUCCAGAGUUCUAAUUUGAUUGCACUGUGGUCUGGGAGACUGUUUUUUAAGAUUUCCUUUCUUUUGCAUUUGCUGAGGAGUGAUUUACUUCCAAGUAUGUGGUCAAUUUUAGAGUAGGUGUGUUGUGGUGCUGAGAAGAAUGUAUAUUCUGUGGAUUUGGGGUGGAGAUUUCUGUAUAUGUCUAUUAGGUUUGCUUGGUUUAGAUCUAUGUUCAAGUCCUGAAUAUCCUUAUUAAUUUUCUGUCUCAUUGAUCUGUCCAAUAUUGACAGUGGAGUGUUAAAGUCUCCCACUAUUACUGUGUGGGAGUCUAAGUCUCUUUGUAGGUCAUUAAGAACUUGCAUAUGUAUCUGGGAGCUCCUGUAUUAGGUGCGUAUAUAUUUAGGGUCAUUCGCUCUUCUUAUUGCAUUGAUCCUUUUACCAUUAUGUAAUGCCCUUCUUUGUCUCUUUUGAUCUUUGUUGUUUUAAAGUCUAUUUUAUCAGAAAGUAGGAUUGCAACUCCUGCUGUGUUUUGCUCUCCAUUUGCUUGAUAAAUCUUCCUCUAUCCCUUUAUUUUGAGCUUAUAUGUAUCCUUGCAUGUGAGAUGGGUUUCCUGGAUGUAGCACACUGAUGGGUUUUGACUUUUUAUCCAAUUUUCUUGUGUCUUUUGAUUAGAGAAGUUAGCCCAUUUACAUUUAAGGUUAAUAUUGUUAUGUGUGAAUUUGAUCCUGCCGUUUUGAUGCUAGCUGGUUGUUUUGCCCAUUCGUUGAUGCAGUUUCUUCAUUAUUUUGAUGCUUUUUAGCAUUUGUAUGUUUUUGGAGUGGCUGGUACUAGUUGUUCCUUUCUAUGUUUAGUGCUUCUUUCAGGAGCUCUUGUAAGGCAGGCCUGGUGGUAAUGAAAUCUCUCAGCAAUUGCUUGUUCAUAAAGGAUUUUGUUUCUCCUUUGCCUAUGAAGCUUAGUUUGGCUGGAUAUGAAAGUUUAAGUUGAAAUUUCUUUUCUUUAAGGAUGUUGAAUAUUGGCCCCCACUCUCUUCUGGCUUGUAGGGUUUCUACUGAGAGAUCCACCCUGAGUCUGAUGGGCUUUCCUUUGUGGGUAACCCAACCAUUCUCUCUGGCUGCCCUUAGCAUGUUUUCCUUCAUUUCAACCUUGGUGAAUCUGAGGAUCAUAUGCCUUGGGGUUGCCCUUCUUGUGGAAUAUCAUUGUGGUGUUCUCUGUAUUUCCUGAACUUGAAUAUUGGCCUGCCUUGCUAGAUUGGGGAAGUUCUCCUGGAUUAUAUCCCGAAGCAUAUUUUCCAGCCUGGAUUCAUUCUCUCUGUGACAUUCAGGUACACCUAUCAAAUGUAGAUUAUGUUUUUUCACAUAAUCCCAUAUUUCUUGGAGGGAUUUCAUUUCUUUUUACUUUUUUCUUAAUCUUGCCUUCUCAUUUUAUUUCAUUGAGCUGAUCUUCAAUCUCUGAUAUCCUAUCUUCUGCUUGGUUGAUUCCACUAUUGAAACUUGUAUAUGUUGUGCAAAGCUCUCGUGUUGUGUUUUUCAGCUCCAUCAAUUUAUUUAUAUUCUUCUCUAAGAUGUUUACUCUCAAAUACAUUUCAUCAAACCUUUUUUAAAAUUCUUAGUUUCUUUACCCUGGGUUAGAACAUGUACUUUUGGCUCAGAGAAGUUUGUUAUUACCCACUUUCUGAAGCCUGUUUCCAUCAAUUCAUCAGACUCAUUCUCCAUCCAGCUUUGUUCCCUUGCUGGUGAGGAGUUGUGAUCCCUUGGAGGAGGAGAGGCAUUCUAGUUUUGGGUGUUUUCAUCCUUUUUGCACUGGUUUCUUCCCAUCUUUGUGGAUUUAUCUACCUGUGGUUUUUGUAAUUGAUGACUUUCAGAUGGGGUCUCUAAGUGGAUGGCCUUUUUGUUGAUGAUAAAGUUCUAUCUUUCUGUUUUUUAGUUUUCCUUCUAACAGUCAGGCCCCUCUGCUGUAGGACUGCUGGAGGUCCACUCUAGGCCCUGCUUGCCUGGGGAUCACCUGCAGUGGCUGCAGAAGAGUAAGGGUUGCUGCCAAUUUCUUCUUCUGUUAUCUUCAUCCCAGAAGGAUACCCACCAGAUGUCAGCCUGAUCUCUCCUUUAUGAAGUGACUUUUUGGAUAUACAGGGGUCAGGGAGCUACUUGAGGAGGCACUCUGGCCCUUUUAGGAGCUCAAGUGCUGAGCUGUGAGGUCCAUUAUUCCAUUCAGAACUGUUGGGCAGAUAUGUUUAAAUUUACUGCAGCAGAACUCAUAACCACCUUUUUUCCCAGGUGCUCUGUCCUGGGAAGGUGGGGCUUUGUUUAUAAGUUCCUGAUGUGCUGCUGCCUUUUUUCAGAGAUUCCCUGCUGAGCUAGGAGAUAGCCUAGUCUAGUUAUAGUCUGCCAGAAGAGGCAUUGCUGAGCUGCCAUUGGCUCUGCCCAGCUGCCAUGUGAACUUCCUUGUGGUUUUGUUUACAGAUGUAUAGUUAGAACUGCUUCAUUAAUGGCAGUCUGCCUUAGUAAUGACAGACUGCCUCUUUAAUGGCAGACUGCUUAGGUAAUGGUGGACUGCCUCGGUAAUGGUGGACUGCCUCGGUAAUGGUGGACUGCCUCAGUAAUGGUGGUCUGUCUCGUUAGUGGUGGACUGCCUCAGUAAUGGCAGAUGCCCUUCCCCCCACAGAGCUGGACCAUCCUGGGUCCAGCUGUGCUUUCUGUGAAACUCUCAAUCCAGAGCAUUUCGGAUUAUUGGUCUUUGUGGGGGUGGAACCUGCUGAGCCUGGUCACCUGGCUCUCUGUUUCAGCCCCCUUUUUUUCAAUUGAAUGGGUGGCUCUGUCUCCCAGGUGUUCCAAGUGCCAGUUGAAAUGGCUGCCCAGAUUUGUGUGAGUUUUUGUGUGGAGACCCACUACACCAGCUGAAAAAGCCAUGCUGGAACCUCAUGGCACUUUUCAGUCCAUGUAUCUCCUGUUUUGUGAACAGUAAUAAUUCAUUUGGUAAUGCAGUGGUCACUUACCCUCUGCAUUGUUCUCACUGGGAAUUGCACUCCGGAGCUGUUCCUAUUCAGCCAUUUUGGAUCCACCCCCCUUUUCUAAUUUUUAUUAGAAUGGCUUUUUUUUGGCCCACGGAUUAUUUAGAAGCAUAUAUCUUAAUUUUGUUCUUUGAAAUAUAUAGGGUUUUUCAAAGUAUUCUUUUAUCAUUGAUUUACAGAAUAAUUGCUCUGUGGUUAGGGAACAUUUUUUGAAAUUUGUUGAAACCUGCUUUAGUAUCCAAGCAUAUGCUCAAUUUUUAUUGAUGUUUCAAAAAAACAGUAUUUACCCUUGAGUUUUGGGGUGUAGUGUUCUUUGUAUGUCAACUAAUUCAGUUUUUUUAGUGUAUCAUCCAAUAAUGUGUGAACUACUGGUUUUGGUGUCUACUUGGUCUAUCAGUUAAUAAAGAAAGUUAUAUGAAAAUCUUCCAAAUGAUUGUGGAUUUUUUGCUUUUCCUUAUAAUCUUGCCAAUUGUCUCUUUAUAUGUUUUGAGGCCAUAUUUGUAAGUACAUACAUAUUUAGAAUUAUUGUAGCUUCUGGCAUAUCAAAGCAGAAGUUAUGAAGUAUUUAUUUAUUAAUUAUACUUAUGAAGUGUACUUAUUUUGAAGUGUACUUUUUAUCUCUAGAAAUGUUUUCUGUCAUAAAAUCUACUUUAUCUGAUUUAAUAAAGCGAUACUCAUUUUCUUUUGAUUAAUGUUUGAAUGCGA